GCAAAUGCGCAGGUCGGAGUUUGGGGACUUUAAACGCAUGCUCACAGAGUCGCACGUUGACUACGUAUUUAAAAACCAACGAUAACUCUCAUUUCCAAACGCUGUAGCUACAUUUCUUCAUCACGAAUAAGGUAAACAGUGCUCACAAGGGAAACAAAUCUGAAAUAUUAAUCGCGUUAAUUUCCCAUGUUGCAAACCGUCUAAAGGAUAGCAGCUAGCUGGAGAGUUUGUCAACCUAAAGAAGUUAGCUAGCCAGGUAGCUCACAGGUCGUGUUUGUUAGCCAGCUAACUACGGUACGCGACAUUUCUUUUCGUAGGAUACCUGGAGGCAGUCAGUCAAUAAUAUCCGUCGGGUGAUUGGUUGAGGAUUAUUGGGUGCGUGACAUCACUUCGAGCCCUUACCAAAACAUGGCCGAAAAUGUCUCUCGCCUCUGAUCUGAAACCAGUAGUAACCACCAAUUUAAAUUACAAUUAACUUACAAUUAUAAGACGAAUUUUCAGACAUACGUUCCACUCAUCGUGUAUCCACUGACCACCGCAUUUAGGAGGAUGGCUAAUUACUGAACAAAAGUAGGAACGCAACAAUUUCAAAGAUUUUACUGAGUUACAGUUCAUAUAAGGAAAUUCGUCAAUUCAAAUAAAUAAAUUAGGCCCUAAUCUAUCGAUUUCACAUGACUGGGAAUACAGAUAUGCAUCUGUUGGUCACAGAUACCUUAAAAAGUAGGGGCGUGGAUCAGAAAACAAGUCAGUAUCUGGUGUGACAACCAUUUGCCUCAUGAAGCGCCACACAUCUCCUUUGCAUAGAGUUGAUCAUGCUGUUGAUUGUGACCUGUGAAAUUUUGUCCCACUCCUCUUCAAUGGCUGUGCUUAGUUUCUCGAUAUUGCCGGGAACUGGAACACGCUGUCAUACACGUCGAUCCAGAGCAUCCCAUACAUGCUCAAUGGGUGACAUGUCUGGUGAGGAUGCAGGCCAUGGAAGAACUGGGACAUUUUCAGCUUCCAGGAAUUGUGUAAAGAUCCUUGAGACGUGGGACCGUGCAUUAUCAUGCUGAAACAUGUGGUGAUGGCGGCGGAUGAAUGGCACGACAAUGGGCCUCAAGAUCUCGUCACGGUAUCUCUGUGCAUUCAAAUGACCAUCAAUAAAAUGCAAUUUUGUUCGUUGUCCGUAGCUUAUGCCUGCCCAUCAGAGUAUGUGAGCGGAGCGUGCCCAAUUUGACUGGAGCGUGGAGCGAAUUCCCAGAGGCUGGAGCGUGGAGCGAAUUCCCAGAGGCUGGAGCGUGGAGCGAAUUCCCAGAGGCUGGAGCGUGGAGCGAAUUCCCAGAGGCUGGAGCGUCCGCCUUCUCACCCGCUCCAGUUGCGUUCACUUCACGAGCUCAGGGCAUGCCCGGCCCAGCAUGCAUUUGUAGUCUACUUGUGUGCUGCUAUAGCCCCUUGCUUUAGCUACUGUCAUGGAGUUCGCUAAAUAUUUUUAUAAAGAAACUGAUAAAACACACAGGUGCUAAAUCAAGGUGACUUAAAACCAAGAGCAAGAGAGGGAGUGCGGUGAUGUAGUGUCCACAACUAAAUAAUAACUGUGGAAUCUGAAAAGACACGUAUCCCAAAAGCAUGAUGGUGUCCUCACUAUGUGCACAUGCUAAAAGAAAGGAACGAGGUGGGUAGAUAAUUAAGUGUGUCAUCAUAGCACAGUAUUUAUAAACUAAAAAUCAGAUCUCUUAAAUGUUUAGUUUAUUUUCGUUCUAUUAUCUAUACAAUAGGCCAUGAUUGAUUUUGGCCCAAUAGGCCUGGCAUAUUCCCAUGUUCAAGGAGGUUAUUUUGCCUAAAAAACCUUUAUGCCUACCUAAUAGGAAAAAAACGACUACAUCUCUGCCCAGCCUGGCGAGAGUGGCCAAAAGGGUGGUUAACAUCCCCAGUGGCUCUGGAGGGGUGGAGAGGAUAUUAUCCACUGCUGGCCGGCUCUCCAGGCACCAUGGAGAGGAUAUUAUCCACUGCUGGCCGGCUCUCCAGGCACCAUGGAGAGGAUAUUAUCCACUGCUGGCCGGCUCUCCAGGCACCAUGGAGAGGAUAUUAUCCACUGCUGGCCGGCUCUCCAGGCACCAUGGAGAGGAUAUUAUCCACUGCUGGCCGGCUCUCCAGGCACCAUGGAGAGGAUAUUAUCCACUGCUGGCCGGCUCUCCAGGCUGCAACGCAUGAAGCCACAUACUGGCCAAACUCGUUUCUAAAAAUGAAUUCAAAGGCACUAAUAAGUCAUAUUUCAUUUAAUUCUAAGUAAGUCACAUACAACAAAAUGUUGUUUCAAUACUGAACUCUUUAUGUCCCUACCAGUCUAGGUUCGCACUCACAAAUACUCCACAAUGUAUUUCUUUGUAGGCUAUAGCCUUGAAAUAAUAUAAAUAAUAAUAUAGCCUAAAUAAUUCAUUUUGGUUCCUUCUUAGGCUCCCUGUCUGGCUCCUGACCUAUUUAGAGUGUUUAUAUGCUGUUUAAUACGACAUGUAGACUAUUUGAAAUGAUGAGCGCUUCUUACAUUCACCUUUUCAUGUUUAUUCAAAUACUUUUUGGUUUCAAUACUUAAAAUCCAAUUGGUAGGUCCAUGUAGUCACAAACAGAUGGGGUGUUGGUUAAAUCGUGAUUUUUAAUGAGCGAAUUUGGAGCGGCAGUUUUUUUUUUCAUGCGAGCGCGGAGCGAUAGGAAAGCACAUGGAGCACGGGAGCGGGAUUUCCAACCGCUCAAUUCCCCUCACAUGCUCUGCUGCCCAUACCAUAACCCCACUGCCACCAUGGGGCACUCUGUUCACAACGUUGACAUCAGCAAACCGCUAGCCUACACGACGCCAUAUACGCUGUCUGCCAUGAAACCGGAAUUAAUCCAUGAAGAGCACACUUCUCCAGCGUGCCAGUGGCCAUCGAAGGUGAGCAUUUGCCCGCUGAAGUCAGUUACGACACCAAAUUGCAGUCGGGUCAAGACCCUGGUGAGGAUGUCGAGCACGUAGAUGAAUUUCCCCAAGACGGUUUCUGACAGUUUGUGCAGAAAUUAUUUGGUUGUGCAAACCCACAGUUUCAUCAGCUGUCCAGGUGGCUGGUCUCAGACGAUCCCCUAGGUGAAGAAGCAGGAUGUGGAGGUCCUGGGCUGGCGUGGUUACACAUGGUCUGCGGUUGUGAGGCCUGUUGGAGUACUGCCAAAUUCUCUAAAACGACAUUGAAGGCCGCUUAUGGUAGAGAAAAUAACAUUUCAAUUCUCUGGCAACAGCUCUGGUGGACAUUCCUGCAGUCAGCAUGCCAAUUGCACGCUCCCUCAACUUGAGACCUCUGUGGCGUUGUGUGACAAAAUUGCACAUUUUAGAGUGGCUUUUUAUUUUCCCAAGCACAAGUUGCACCUGUGUAAUGAUAAUGUUGUUUAAUCAGCUUCUUGAUAUGCCACACCUGUCAGGUGGAUGGAUUAUCUUGGCAAAGGAGAAAUGCUCACUAACACGGAUGUAUACAAAUUUGUGCACAAAAUUAGAGAGAAAUAAGCUUUUUGAGCGCAUGGAAAAUUUCGGGCAUCUUUUAUUUCAGCUCAUGAGACAUGGGACCAACACUUUACAUGUUACGUUUUAUAUUUUUAUUCAGUAUAGCUAGCUCACUGGCCAGGCAGUAACGUUAGCCACUAACUAAUCGUAGGGCUCAUGUCCUAUUCUGUGUUUACAUUUGAGUUAACUUGUAACAUAUCAAGUAACACAUACCAGCCCGUUUGUGUUAAGGUACAAAUAACAGUUAGUGGGCUUGUAAUUUGAAUGAUCGGCACAGUGAAACUAAAAUAGAUUGGUAGCUAGCUGGUGAAGCUUUCAUUUCUUGGGUUUCCCAAGUCGUUCGGUCAGUGUUACUGCUCAUGGUGGCAGCAGACGGCUCUGUAGAGCAUUUGUGUGACAUCACGCAUUCAAGAAAGCUCAACCAUUCACCUGACAGGUUCUAUUUCGAGACUCAUGAAUAUUCAUGACAUUUAUGUUGCCACUCAUGUUGUCACUUAAGGAGUUGACACAUGAUAGCAGCCCUAAUGAAUAGUUAUGAGUACUUUUACUUAUUUCCAAUACUAAUUUGGCAGAAAUAUAAAUUAAGCUAACCUUAAAGGAAGCUUGUUUUCCUAACCCUGUCAUCAUCAUCAUCACCGUGGUCCUCUGUAGCUCAGCUGGUAGAGCACGGCGCUUGUAACGCUAAGGUAGUGGGUUCGAUCCCCGGGACCACCCAUACACAAAAAAGAAAAUGUAUGCACGCAUGACUGUAAGUCGCUUUGGAUAAAAGCGUCUGCUAAAUGGCAUAUUAUUAUUAUUAUUAUUAUCAUAAUAAUCCUCACACAGUUAAAUGGAUACUUUCGGAUGUUGGCAAUGACGCUCUUCAUGUACUUCCUCAGAGUCAGAUUUAACUCAUGGAUACCAUUUUUAUGUCUCUGCAUUCAGCAAGAAGGAAGUUAAGAGGUAGUUUUGCGAGCCAAUGCUAACAAGCAUUAGCACAAUGACAGGAAGUCUAUGGUAUCUACUAAUAUGCUAGCAGUUACCAUAGACGUCCAGUCAUUGUGCUAAUGCUAGUUAGCGAUUGCGCUAAUACUGGUUAGCAACUUCCUUCAAACAGCACGCAGAGACAUAAAUAUGGUAUCCAUGAGUUCAUCUGACUCUGGGGAAGUAGAAGUAUUCCUUUAAGCAUCUUGCACUAUAAUGAGGGUAUUUCAUGUCUACAAAGGUGACCACCCGACAGGACAUGUUUAUGACUAUUUCUCUCUCCACUCUCUUUGUGUCUCCCCCUCUCUCUCUGGCUCUCUCUCUUUCUGUCUCUGUCUCUGUCUCUCUCUCUCUCUCUCUCACUCACUCACUCACUCACUCACUCACUCACUCACUCACUCUCUCUGUAAUCCUCUCUUUCUACCUGGCAGGAUGACUGAGCAGGACGUGGAGAAUGAGCUCUUGGACUAUGAUGAGGAUGAUGUGGACGCGGUGGGAGAUCUGUCAGGAGGGGAUAUUCUGGCCAUUAAGAAGGAGCGUGUGAAGGGCUCCUAUGUGUCCAUCCAUUCCUCUGGUUUUAGAGACUUCCUGUUGAAGCCAGAGCUGCUGAGGGCUAUAGUGGACUGUGGCUUUGAGCAUCCCUCUGAGGGUGAGUGGAACCAGACGGUUGUAGUCUAUACAUGCUUCUAACACACACCACACUGGGGUGUAUUCAUUAGUGCACAGCAUAGCAAGACGUUUUGCAACGAAAACGAGCAAGUUCAGGUUCCUUCCCGUUUCGGCCCGUUUGCUUCCGUUUGGUUCCUAGUGAAGGCAUCCAUUUUACAUUUUAGUCAUUUAGCAGACGCUCUUAUCCAGAGCGACUUACAGUUAGUGAGUGCAUACAUUUUCAUACUGGCCCCCCGUGGGAAACGAACCCACAACCCUGGCGUUGCAAGCGCCAUGCUCUACCAACUGAGCUACAGGGGACUCCCUUUUGAAGAGCUGCAGGGGUCAGCAGUUCACUGGCUGAUUAUAAUAAGCUUACACUGAAAUCUUCAAGCCAAAUUGCCAUGAAUCAGAUCAACUGUCAAACUAUAAUCUGCAAGCAAGGCCUCAUUGUAGCUCAGUUGGUAGAGCAUGGCUCUUGCAACGCCAGGGUUGUGGGUUCGAUUCCCACGGGGGGCCAGUAUGAAAAUGUUUUAUGCACUCACUAACUGUAAGUCGCUCUGGAUAAGAGCGCCUGCGAAAUGACUAAAAUGUAAAGUAAUUGCAUCAAUGAUUUGACUUCAAGGGAUACUUCGGGCGUGCUAGCAGAUACCCAUAGACUUCCAGUCAUUGUGCUAACGCUAGUAGGUGAUCCCAAAGUAUCCCUUUUUAAGGGGUUUUUGAUUUAGUCACUUAGUUGAUAAUUAGGUAAUAAUUACUGUACCUUAUAUUAUUAUUCAUUAGUAAUUUAUAUUUUAGUCAUUUCUAGUAACUAUUUUCCUUUCAGUUCAGCAUGAGUGCAUCCCCCAGGCGAUCCUGGGGAUGGAUGUGCUGUGCCAGGCCAAGUCUGGUAUGGGCAAGACGGCAGUGUUUGUUCUGGCCACACUACAGCAGCUGGAGCCUGUCACUGGACAGGUAAUGUAUCUCUGUCUCUCUCUCUCUCCCUCUCUGCCUCUCUCUCUAUCUGCCUCUCUCUCUCUCUCUCUCUCUCUCUGUCUCUCUGUCUCUCUGUCUCUCUCUCUCUCUCUCUCUCUCUCUCUCUCUCUCUCUCUCUCUCUGUCUCUCUCUCUCUCCCUCUCUGCCUCUCUCCCUCCGUCUCUGCCUGUCUCUCUCCCUUUCUGCCUCUCUCUCUCUCUCUCAAUUCAAUUUUUUUUCAAUUUAAGGGCUUUAUUGGCAUGGGAAACGUGUGUUAACAUUGCCAAAGCAAGUGAAGUAGAUAGUAAACAAAAGUGAAAUAAACAAUAAAUAUUAACAGUAAACAUUACACUCAGAAGUUUCAAAAGAAUAAAGACAUUUCAAAUGUCAUAUUAUGUAUAUAUACAGUGUUGUAACAAUGUGCAAAUAGUUAAAGUACAAAUGGGAAAAUAAAUAAACAUAAAUAUGGGUUGUAUUUACAAUGGUGUUUGUUCUUCACUGGUUGCCCUUUUCUUGUGGCAACAGGUCACAAAUCUUGCAGCUGUGAUGGCACACUGUGGUUUUUCACCCAGUAGAUAAGGGAGUUUAUCAAAAUUGGGUUUGUUUUCGAAUUCUUUGUGGAUCGCUGUAAUCUGAGGGAAAUAUGUGUCUAUAAUAUGGUCAUACAUUUGGCAGGAGGUUAGGAAGUGCAGCUCAGUUUCCACCUCAUUUUGUGGGCAGUGUGCACAUAGUUAUAUUCUCCUACAUUAAUUUCACAUUUCUACAAACUUCAAAGUGUUUCUUUUCAAAUGGUAUCAAGAAUAUCUCUCCCUCUCUGCCUCUCUCCCUCUCUGUCUCCCUCUCUGUCUCCCUCCCUCCAUUUCUCUGCCUGCCUCUCUCUCUCCUCUCCUCUCCUCUCUCUCUCCUCUCCCACUCAUCUCUCUCUCUCUCUCUCCUCUCUUGCUCUCCUCUCUCUCUCUCUCUCCUCUCUCCUUCGCCCUCCUCUCUCUCACCUCCCUCUCCUCUCGUCGUCCUCAUGUCUCUACUCUCCUUCAUCAUCUUCUUCUCCUCUCCCACUCCCUCUACCGAGUGAGCUCCUCAACGAUCAUGCUCCUACCUCCUGCCCUCUCUCUUCUUUUGUCUCUACUCCUGCCCUAGCUCUUCUAGUUCUUCUCCUCAUCUGCCCUCUCGCUUUGCUCUCCAUCCUGCUCUGUCUUUAAGCUCCUACCUCCUCUACAGCCUCUUAGCUACUCCACUGCUCUCUCUUUCCAUCGCAUCUCCCACCUCCCUCUCUUUUCAUCUCCCAUCUCCCUUCUCUUCGACCUCUUCUCCAUUUUUGUUGUCAUCCUCACUACUGUAUACAUCUUUCCUUUUUCUCCUCUCCUUUCUUUGAAUCACCUUUUUCAAUUCUACCCAUCCCUGCCCUCUAAGCUUUAUAUGCAUGAACCUACCCCAUCCGGCCACUCGAAGCUUUAUAAUGCAUUAACUACCCAUCCUGCCCUCUAAGCUUUAUAAUGCAUUAACUACCCAUCCUGCCCUCUAAGCUUUAUAAUGCAUUAACUACCCAUCCUGCCCUCUAAGCUUUAUAAUGCAUUAACUACCCAUCCUGCCCUCUAAGCUUUAUAAUGGAUUAACCUCUUAAGGAUCGGACCCAUUUUUUCAAUUUUCACCUAAAAUGACAUACUCAAAUCUAACUGCCUGUAGCUCAGGACCUGAAGCAAGGAUAUGGAUAUUCUUGAUACCAUUUGAAAAGAAACACUUUGAAGUUUGUAGAAAUGUGAAAUUAAUGUAGGAGAAUAUAACACAUAAGAUCUGGUAAAAGAUAAUACAAACAAAAAAACAUGCGUUUUCAUUUAUUUGUAAUUUUUGUAUCAUCUUUGAAAUGCAAGAGAAAGGCCACAAUAUAAUAUUGCAGUUUAGUCGCAAUUUAGAUUUUGGCCACUAGAUGGCAGCAGUGUGUGCAACAUUUCAGAUUGAUACAGUGAAGCAUUGCAAUACUGGACUAUUUUGUAUCAAGUCUGUCCAAAUGUGCCAAAUUGGUCAAUGAUACAUUUUCAAGUACAUAACUAUAGAGAACAUACAAAAAUGAUAUGGUAAUACAAAAUGUAAGUUUACACACUCCCAGGAAUGUCAUACAUAAUAGAUCAUUAGCUUAUACACUAACUUUCACACAUCUAGAUGGCCGGGCAGGGUGGGUGUGGAGCCAGAGACAGCAAGGGUUCAAACUGUUGAACCCAGUUCCUACAUUUGAAUAUAAAAAUUGAUUUUAUCAAACAAAACUAUGCUACAUUUGAUCUCUGGGACCCUUAGGAUGACAAAUCAAAGCAAGAUUACUGAAUGUAAGUACAUUAUUUACCUUCAGAGGUGAAUGUAUCAAACCAGUUUCCGUGAUACGUUUUUUGUUGUUGUGCACUCUCCUCAAACAAUAGCAUGGUAUUUUUUCACUGUAAUAGCUACUGUAAAUUAGACAGUGCAGUUAGAUUAACAAUAAUUUAAGCUUUCUGCCCAUAUAAGACAUGUCUAUGUCCUGGAAAGUUUGCUGUUACUUACAACAGUCAUGCUAAUCACAUUUGCGCACGUUAGCUCAACUGUCCCGUAUACGGAACACCGAUCCCGUAGAGGUUAACUACCCAUCCUGCCCACUAAGCUUUAUAAAGCAUUAACUACCCAUCCCGUAGAGGUUAACUACCCAUCCCGUAGAGGUUAACUACCCAUUCUGCCCACUAAGCUUUAUAAAGCAUUAACUACCCAUCCUGCCCACUUCUGUCUCUGUUUAGGUGUCAGUGCUGGUGAUGUGCCACACCCGAGAGCUGGCGUUUCAGAUCAGCAAGGAGUAUGAGAGAUUCUCCAAGUACAUGCCAACUAUCAAGGUACGCAAUGUUUAUCUACACCUUCAAAACCUUGAGUGUUGAUAAUAACUGCAGUGUUUCAGUAAAAAAGCAUGAGCCGACGCAAACCCCAGAACGUUGGUAGAGGUGCCGGCUAACGGAAUAUCAAACUGUUUAAAAUUAAAGACUUAUUGUUUUUAAAGUGCACUGUUUCACCACUGGUUUUCUCUCACCAGGUGGCAGUGUUCUUUGGUGGCCUGUCUAUAAAGAAGGACGGGGAGGUGUUGAAGAAGGAGUGUCCCCAUGUGGUGGUGGGGACGCCGGGGCGAAUCCUGGCCCUGAUCCGCAACAAGACCCUCAACCUGCGAAACAUCAAACACUUCAUCCUGGACGAGUGUGACAAGAUGCUGGAGCAACUUGGUGAGUCUGAUCUCCUCACAGUAUCUGAAUGACACUCAAACAGACCUGGGGUGUAUUUAAUAGGAACCAAAAUGGAGGCAAACCGUCCGAAAUGGGGAGGGGCCUAACUACCUGAACUUCUCCAAUAAGGAAGUCUAAUUUUUGUUGCAAAAACAUGUUUCUACGGUUUGCUACGCUUUGCACUAAUGAAUACACCCCUGAUUAAUCUGCUGCAUCCGUGAUGUACUCAGCUAUAGUGAGUGAUAACUGAAUCAUCCCAUCCGUGGAUACUCAGUAAUAGUGUAACUGAUCUUCCAUCCUUGAUGCUACUCUUCCGUUCCUCAGACAUGCGCCGAGCGUCCAAGGCGAUCAGA
This is a messenger RNA of Coregonus sp. 'balchen', 9647 nucleotides long. Lineage: Eukaryota; Metazoa; Chordata; Actinopteri; Salmoniformes; Salmonidae. The record is from the annotation of a GenBank genome assembly.